GUCCAGAUGCAUUCAGGCCGCAUUCCAUUUACCUCAGAGCUCCAAGUCUGACCAAUGGAGCAGCAUUCCAGUUAUUAGCACAUUCCAACAUGGUGGCGCCCAAGUAGACAAACACUCUUAGGCUGCAUUCACAAAAAUUCUGUUCAGUCCGACUCCGGUCCUCUUUAAUAAAACUCUGGUCUGCUUUAUGUUUAGUGAUAUUAAUGAAUUAACGAAGCUGUUUGAGUUAAUUUCACCCUCAACCUGCAACUCUGCCAUCUGCUGGUGGAAACUGGUUCUUGCAAUGUAAAAUGUUUCACUCGGUUUCUGCUUCUGACGGUUCCAGUGAUGUUUGUCAGCAGCUCCUUCCUGUCCUCCAGCUCUCAUUUCCUGUCUCUGCAGAUGCAUCAGACGCGGAUGCAGCAACUGCAGCAGCAACUACAGAUACAGCAGCAGCACCAGGCGCAGGCCCAGUCCAUCCAGCAGAUGGUGCAGCAGCAGCAGCAGCAGGUCCAGGUCCAGUCGGGUCAGAUGCCUCUUCACUCCCAGCCCGGACUCGUCCCCCAGUCUCUGCCGGGUCAGAUGCCGGCGCAGUCCAUCCCCAUCAGCUCGCUGAGCCAGCAGCAGCAGCAGCAGCAACAGCAGCAACAGCAGCAGCAGCAGCAGCAGCAGCAGCAGCAGCAGCUCAAGAUGCAGGCCUUCCAGCAGGCUCGCACCACGCUGCCGCUGCAACAGGCCCAGCAGGCUGCAGCACAGGCGCAGCUCAACGCCGCUGCAGCUGCCGCCGCUGCCGCGGCCGCGGCCGCGCCUGGACAGAUGGUACGGCCCCCGAUGCAGAAUCUGCCCCGCCCCCCUCGACCUCCUCUGAACGCCGCCAUCCCUCCUGCAAACAGCACGGCCGGGGUCGGAAGUCAGAUGAUGACCCCACAGGUGCAGCAGCAUCCCAUGAUGUCAUCACCCUCACCUGUGCAGGUGCCCACCCCACAGAUGCUGCCCCCCCCCCAGCCAUCCCCGCAGCCCCCCUCCUCUCAGCCCAACUCGGCCAGCUCCGGCCCCACGCCGUCUCCAGGCGGCUUCCAACCCAGCCCCUCCCCUCAGCCGUCGCCGAGCCCGGUCACCGCCAGAACCCCCCAGCAGAACCACGGGGUGGCCUCGCCCGGGCCCCUCAACACGCCAGGUAACCCCGGGUCGGCAAUGAGUCCGGCUGGAGCCACGUCUCUGGAGGAGCAGCAGUACAUGGAGAAGCUCAAGCAGCUGUCCAAAUACAUCGAGCCGCUUCGCCGGAUGAUCAACAAGAUCGACAAGAAUGAAGACAGGAAGAAGGACCUGAGCAAGAUGAAGAGUCUGUUGAACAUCCUGACUGAUCCAACCAUCAGGUGUCCUCUGAAGACGCUGCAGAAAUGCGAAAUCGCUUUGGAGAAGCUGAAGAACGACAUGGCCGUGGAUUCACGUCUGUUUCAGCCGACGCCACCCCCCCCUCCGGUUCCCACCAAGCAGCAGUAUCUGUGCCAGCCGCUGCUGGACGCCGUCAUGGCCAACAUCCGCUCCCCGGUCUUCAACCACUCCCUGUACCGGACCUUCGCCCCCGCCAUGAGCGCCAUCCACGAGCCGCCCAUCACGGGGCCCAACGUCUGCGGGAGGAAGAGGAAGCACGAGGAAGACGAGCGGCAGACCAUCCCCAACAUCCUGCAGGGGGAGGUAGCGCGCCUCGACGUCAAGUUCCUGGUCAACCUGGACCCGGCAUUCUGCAGCAACAACGGCACCGUGCACCUCAUCUGCAAGCUGGACGAUAAAAACCUGCCCAGCGUUCCUCCGCUGCAGCUCAGCGUUCCUGCAGACUACCCGGAUCAGAGUCCGCACUGGGCCGACGACGGAGACCAGUAUGGCGCCAACGGCUUCCUGCAGACGGUCCACAGGAACAUGACGUCCAAACUGCUGCAGCUCCCUGACAAACACUCGGUGACGGAGCUGCUCAACACCUGGGCCCAGAGCGUCCGGCAGGCCUGCCUGUCCGCCGCCUGAAGCCCCGCCCACUGUCUGAAGCCCCGCCUACUGUAUGUAGCCCCGCCCACUCAGCCACCGCAGUAUCGCACUACAUUCAGGUCCGGUUCAAACCUUACCGGAUUAAAUGAACUGCUGCUCACCUGGUUACCUGGCGACCAAUCAGUCGCCAGCCCUGAAUGCGUCACACUUUAGUUUUUCUGUCAGAUGUUUGAAACCCGGCAACAAAUAAAGAUUUAUCUGCUGUUUUUAUAAAUAAAAUCCAUUUCAUCAUGAA
Messenger RNA from Xiphophorus couchianus (Monterrey platyfish), 2257 nucleotides. RefSeq names its product mediator of RNA polymerase II transcription subunit 15. Bases 328 to 2001 code for a protein of 557 amino acids. The record is from RefSeq and is a predicted model, not a curated record. NCBI's taxonomy places the organism in Eukaryota, Metazoa, Chordata, Actinopteri, Cyprinodontiformes, Poeciliidae. The transcript is spliced from 12 exons.